Molecule: messenger RNA, 1672 nt
Organism: Leptopilina boulardi
Lineage: Eukaryota; Metazoa; Arthropoda; Insecta; Hymenoptera; Figitidae
Product: proline-rich protein PRCC
Exons: 3
Coding region: 148-1527 (459 amino acids)
Cellular component (GO): nucleus
Source: RefSeq, a predicted model, not a curated record
GUUAUGUUUCUCAUGGUUGUCGUAGUUGUUAAAACGUCAAAAUUUUAGAGCCUUUUUGUUGUCAAUAAUUGUGUUUUCUUAUCAGAAAAAAUAUUAAAAAAAUCGUAUUUUCAUAAAUAAUAAAUUAAUUGCAAGCCCUUAAAAAAAAUGAGCCUCGUUGCCUAUGGAAGUAGUGAUGAAAGUAGUGACGAGGAGAUUGUUACAAAUGAAGAUUCAACAAAACAAUUAAAUAACACGAAAAGUAUAAUAGAAAAUAAUAUUGAAAUUUCAAAAAUUAUCGAUAUCCCGAUAAAAGAUGAAACUUUACAAGAAACGAAAAUACAAACAACUAUCACAAUAGAUAAUAUUCCAAAAGCUGAGAAAUCAUUAACAAACGAAAAUAGAAAUCGUAUUAAUUUACCAAUUCCGAAAAUAGUUCAAGAAAAGGAUUUAAAUGUAAACAAAAAUAUUGUAAACGAUAUUCAUAAUAAUGGUACGAUUAAUUUCAAUCUUUUGCCACAACCAAAACAUAAGGAUAUUGUCGAAACGACAAUAGAGGAUGAUGAUGAUGAUUGUUUACCUCCAUCGAAAUUAUUGUUAGAAAAACCAGAGAAAAAAGAAAAAGGCCCUGUCAAAAUAUCCGUACCUUCUCUUUCUGAUUUUAAAGAUCUCGACCAGGAAAAAGAAGCGAAAUCCAGAACUAAACCAUCACAAAAAGGAACUGGAUUAUUCGCUGUUCUUCCACCACCGAAAUCGGAAUUAUUAUUAAAAUCCAAACCAAUGGUUCCCCAUGUAAUUACUAAAAAAGAAAUUCCAAAACCAAAACCUCAAGAGAGAAAUAUCAUCGACAAAUUAAAAUUCACGAAGAAAUCACAAAAUUCCCUAAUUAAUUAUGAUUCAAAUUCUGAUGACGAGGACAAUAACUCAAAAAUUGAUUUUUUCUCAUUAUCAUCGACAAAUGAUGAAAUUCCCCUAUCCAAUGUUUCAAUUUCCGAUAUUGUUAAUGAAACAAUGAAAAAUUCAAAACAAUUUUCAAAAUUAGAAAAUAAUAGUCAAGGAGAAAUUAAUAAAGAGACAGAGGAGGCACAAAUUUCUAACAAAACACUUGUGAGUAAUGUAAUUAAUUUACCAAGAGAGGAUAUUAUUUAUAAAAAUAAAGCUCAAGUUGGACCAAAAUUACCAAUACCAGAACAAGAUUAUAAUGUUGAUUCAACGGGUAAUCUUGUUUUUGAUGAAAAAGCAAUUGAAUAUCUUUGCGGUAAACGGGGUGUGAAGAGGAAAAAUAAAGAAUUUCAUGAUGUUGAUAUUAUUGAUAUUAAUGGUGAGGAUAUUAAACCAGAUGAAAGAGAUUGGAUGGUAAAGGCAUUAACAGAGGAACCAGUAACAAGACCAAUUUCACAAGGUGCCGGACCAAGUGGUCAAUCGAAAAAGAAACAUCAAAUCACAUAUUUGGCACAUCAAGCAAAAGCCAUGGAGGUUGAACUUAAAAAUCAAUGGGCCCAAAAUAAACUCACUCGACAACAAACGCAAUCUAAAUACGGAUUUUAAAUUUCAAAUUGAGUUUAAAAUAUUUUUCAUUUAUGUUUCCAAUUUUCUUUUUAAAAUACUAUCAAAUUUGUUUGUUUUUUUUUCAAUUUGAAAUUAUCUUCUGUUAUAUUGUAUAAAUGUAAAAAUUAAAAAUAUUUUUACUAAA